This is a messenger RNA of Lodderomyces margitis, 2352 nucleotides long. It is a transcript of the gene EXO84, whose product is annotated as exocyst subunit. The transcript has a single exon. NCBI's taxonomy places the organism in Eukaryota, Fungi, Ascomycota, Pichiomycetes, Serinales, Debaryomycetaceae. Gene Ontology annotation, biological process: intracellular protein localization; exocytosis; Golgi to plasma membrane transport. The coding region runs from base 1 to 2352 and encodes 783 amino acids. Gene Ontology annotation, cellular component: exocyst. The record is from RefSeq and is a predicted model, not a curated record.
AUGAAUAGAGUCAGAAAUAGACAGAGCAAAGCUGUCUGGAAAAAUCAGGAUGGUCCAAGCAAUAACCCCUAUGCUGCGAACAACAACUUAGCUCGUACUGAGACUAAUCGAAGUUACCUCGCAGUGCCAGGACAAGACGGUACCAAUAAUGCAAGAGGAGGAGGAGCACCAAGCUCUAACCUGUUACAAGUUCCAAACCCAUAUGGCGACAUGCCAAAUGCUAAUGGGAACCAGAAACAAAAUAGAAGAUACAGUAUCCAUUAUGCCGCACACCAGCAUCGUCGCUCCUUCUCACAAACUGGCGCGCCAGGUGUCAGCCACUCUGGAGCACCACCGUUACCAGGAGUCCCUGCUGUGCCUAAUAACGUACGUGGCGAAGAAAAACCAAAGACAAUUGAGCAAAAAAUAUUCCAGGAGUUGGGACAUGGAUCGGCAGCUGAAGUUGAUGAUUACUACAAGACUUUGAAAAAGCAAAACCAAGUGAUUACCAGAGACAUUAAGGAGAAUAUCAACCAAAACCAGAAAAAUAUCUUGGAAUUGACCAAAGAUUUAAAAGAGACUCAAGAAGAAUUGAUUAAUAUGAGGGUGACAGCCAAGGACUUGUUCGAAGUGCUUGAUGAUUUCCGUGACACUGCCGAGCGUCGACUAAAAUUGGAGUUUGAUGCUCCCCAACUGCAGCAGCAGACACACCUGCCUACGAAACAGCUGCAAUUGCGUCCCUCAAAUAACCAAAAGGAUAGAUCGUCCAUCCUUGUGCUUGAGAAAAUGUGGGUCAAGGAGAUACAAUCCUUGUUUAAGCACGUUGACGGAGCAUCAAAAUUUAUCCAGCCAAUCCCUGGCAGGCAUGUUUUAGCGGAGAGUGGAAGAUGGCAUGAGGUCAAUGUGGGUACUUGGAAACCAAGCAAUGCUGGACAUUUAUUCAUUUUGAAUGAUCUAAUUUUGAUAGCUACGAGAAAGCCGUUGGGUGGCCAUGCUGGUGACAAGUCUUUGGAAGGAAAAGCAAGUAAGCUACAAGCGAUACAAUGUUUGCCUUUGAUCCAAGUAUCCUUGAACCAAGUGAAGCCACCAAAGAGCGAUGACUCGCUAUAUUUUAUCAAUAUCAAGACUAAAUCACUUAGCUAUGUUUACUCAACAGACAGGUAUGAUCAUUUGGUUAAAAUUGUGGAUGCAUUUAACAAGGGUAAGAACGAAAUGGUUCAUGAAAAAAGGUUAAAGAAUGGAGCCAACGAUUCAGACAACAAUAGUAGUGAAUCGAAAGAGGAGAAGCGCCAAUUACGCGAGUCGUUGAGGCAUUCGGGAUCUUAUGAUGGUGGUCAAGGUAUUGUUGACGAGCAGGGCAAACGAGUCAGUGGAUCUAAUGGGAUUUCCAGUCCUAAUCGUUCGUCAAACACUCACAAGAGAUCCUCUUCGGAGCUUGUUUUGGAUGGCAUCAGUGCUCGUGUUCAUUCAAGAAACAGAUCUCAAGAUAUGGGCCAAACUAUGAAGGCGGCCAAUAGCAGUGGGAGGUCACUGUUUUUUAUGAAGAUCAAGCGUCUUGAAGAUGACUUGGACGAGGUCGAUGUGAACAUAUCUCAUAAUGCCUACCAUGACGCUGUAAAACUGAUGCGGAGAAUUGAAUCUAGUAUUGGUCCUAUUGAAAGCAGUAUGAAUAAGCAAAAGAACCAAUCUGGGGAUGUAGCAGAUGAGAUUUUGUUACUAGAUGUGUUGAAGUUGAAGAUUUCUAAUCGAAAGCAGGACCUCACCAAGAACUUGCUAUUUGAUUUACUGAAUAAUAUAGCGAGCUUGCCAUCAGAUGCUAUUGAAGAUAUACUCGAUUUGUUUGACAAGUUAAAUCAAUUGCAGACAGGAAUCCAAGCCUACUUGAACUCAACAUCAUUAUAUCUUUCGACAAUGGUUUCAAAGUUGAUUGUUGGGUUACAAGGUAGUACCAAGAUUGAUGUUGUUAAUUAUUUAUCCAACUUGGUGGUGGUCAACGUUGCCAUCGUCAAGAGGACUGUGGAAACGUACAAUACAAAAAUCAAAAGGAUAAUCAAAGCUAGUCCCAACAGCAACAAUGUUGAUUCAUCGGGGUUGGUUGAUUGGUGCGCUGAAGAGUUUGGUAAAUUGUUUAAACAGAUCAGAAAGCAUUUGUAUGGAACGUUAUUGGUUGUUGAUGGACAAGUUGGAGAAGAGGAUGAAUAUGGUGUGAGCCACACUCUUUAUCAAGUUAAAGAUAGCGCCUUGUACGGAAAGUUUUUAAAGGAUUUACAAACCCAAUUGGCUCAAUUGCAAGCUGUAGGGAUAAAUGUGGAUUUCAUAUUUGAUUCCAUUCCACAAUUUAAGGAGACUAAAGCAUCUACAAAGGCAGUUUAA